AUGCGUCGUAGAAGGGGACUCACAUUGCUUGAUGAGUCCAAGAAGAAAGUACCAGUGAACAGUUUGGACGAUUUGCCUUCUCACAAUGGUUUUUCUAUGUCAGAGAUCAAUGAUGCACUAAAUGAUCACAAUUUGGUUGAACAUCACAUUCUGUGGGCUAAUUACUUGAGCAAUCAGACUGGCUAUUUCAAGUCGAGCAUCAAUUUAGAUAUAUAUUUGCCUAAUGGAUACAUCUUCGCAUUGUUAAGUCCACUGCAUUGGACGUUAAAGUAUUUGAAAGAACAAUUGUUUAAAUAUGUAAAGUAGGUUAAUGUUAACUUGAUAGCUUAUUUCAUAUAACUUACUGUAACUAUUGUUAUACUUGUAGGAGCUGGAUUGAAGAACAAGGUAUAGAACCCGAUGAUUAUAUAUUUUCUUCAGUAGGAGAUAACGGGGAGCUUCUGGAGCUGUAUGAUGAAGAACGAAGUUUGGACGCCGUUCACAUGUUUUUGCCAUUUCUAAUUUUGGUAAAGAGGAAUGACUUCGCUCAAGAGACGGAGUUGAACGAAAAGAUAGGUAUGUUAACAUAGGGUAAAGCUAUUUGUAAUUUAGGGUUAAUUAUUGACGAGCCUUUGAAACAGUUGGAACCCAAACUGAACCCUGAACUCAAAAACUUUCGGUUGGAGUUGUUUGAGUCGAUUAAACGUGCUGAUGACGAAAGAGGAACAUCAGGAACGUUUCACUACGCUUUCCCCGAAGAGACCAUUCUACCUAACAUUGCUGAUCGUGUCUUCAGUCCGAACAUUCAUUCAGAAGUUCACGAGGAAGAUGUGGAGUUCUGGUGGUAUCCGAGUUUACCGAGCGAUGCUGAUCAGAAAGCGAUGCAAGCGUUGAAGAAGAAGGUUGAGAGGUCUCGAAUAGGGAUUGAAGUGUGGUACAGGGAAAACGAAGAAAGCGAGCAAGGGAUAUCUGUUGGAAUCAAGGAGAUCUUCGAUAAAACGCCUUCGGACAUAAUCCGUUGUGCUUUGAACAUGUUAGGGAAGGUACUGCUUAAUAUACAUAUUAUUAUCUAGUUUUCGAUAACGAUUUAACCUUCUUUUUUAGAGAGAUAAUCCAGCAGAGUUCAUCUUACAAGUUGUUGGCCGAAAUGCUUUUGUUACGUUGCACAAACCUAUAUUAAAGUUUGAAGUAAGGGUUGCUGCUUAUUGUUAUUUUAAUUAUAAUAUGUUCAAAAAUUAAUGUUUUUCAAAAUCACUUUGAUAGUAAAAACUGAUCUUUCAGUAUAUUCGAUCUUGUUUUGAGAAUUACCGUGAGCCAAAGUUGUUGUUACGUCGAAAGAAUGUCAUCUUUGCUCAAUUUCCACCGCCUCCAGAAGUCUUUACAGUAAGUUAAAGGAGAAAGCAAGUGUAAUUUAUUGUAGCCUUCUUACAUUCGUGCUGAUGAGUUUUCCCGGAAGUAUCCUUGUACUACAAAACUAAAGCCGGCAUGUUUUUGGGAUUUGGACCAGGUGCUGAGCAUAAUCAUUAGAGGCAUAUCAAACAUUCAAGAGUACGACUCUGUCAAAUUGUAUGUAAAGACGAUUCUGGCAGCCGGACGACAUAUUUUGGACAGUCAAGAUACAGCUCCUGUAGCGUCGAAUUCUUUCCGCCAGGCUGCUAUUAACGUGGGUACCUUUUAGUUUUUAAAAUUUCAGAAUUAAAGAUGCUAUUGGAAGCUUUAAGUAAAGGUGUUUUAAUCAGAGUUCGAAAGUUUGGCUUUUUAGUUCAAUGUUUACAUGAAAGACGUUCCGGAGUCCGCCCAGAUGUGUUUCUUGUUAUACUCGGCUUCGAAGAAGAGUAGUGCCGACGAUGAGAUGUUGGCGUACAUGAAUGUGAGAUUGUUCGAUUGGAAGAACAUGUUCUGCCAAGGAAAGAACACAUUCUACUUGAGACCUCCGCCUAAGGGUGCAGAUGUAGCAUCGAUCUUGUUACUUCCUUGUGGCAGUAACAUUUGUCACAAUUCUGUCAGACUUGAGGUCGAGUUUCCAGAAGUUCCUGGACGAGAGUUGGAGUUCCCAGACUGGGAGAUCAUCGAGAAGUUCAGUCAGUUCACUAGGUGUAGACAGGUUGAAGAGGAAGAAAAUAAUGUUUUGGAGCCUAUAUUAGUAUGUUUGAUGUCACAUUCCUGUCUUUAUAUUGGUUUUGCACUUCUUUCUACGACUCUUCCUAAAUUUAUAAUUUUAGAGAGAUUCUGAUGUCUUGGAGAAGUUUUUGAAGCUGCGCAACGAACUGGAUGGCUCAAAAUUGACAAUAGACGAUCAGAACUUUUUAUGGGACUACAGGUGACAUUUUAAAAUAAUUUACAUAUUUUUAAAAAUAUUGUGUUAUCUAAUAAACAUAACUUGAAGAUUAAUAUAAUAUACUGAAUUCAGACUGAAGAUCCAAGAAUUGUUCCCUCAGAUGAUAUUGAUCCUGGCCGACACUCCUUUGGUAUACAGUUGUCGGGAGAAACUGUGCGAGUUUUACAAUUUACUGAACACCUGGCCACAACUAUACGUGGACACAGCUAUAGAGUUGUUGGAUGCCAGGUUCUCUGACCGUUACGUUAGAGCAUUUGCUGUGAGACAUUUAGACAAGAUCAUUGACAAUGAUCAGAUGCAGCUAUAUCUACUGGCUCUAGUGCAAGUGAGUGUUUUGUUACCUGCUUAUAAUUGUAUUGUAACGUAGACUUUAACAUGAUAUUGUAGUGUCUUCGCUACGAGCCUUAUGCAACAUCCCCGUUGGCUGAUAUGUUGGUACGACGUGCUUUAAUGGACUACAAGGUUGGUCACACGUUCUUAUGGUUGAUGAGGUCAGAGCUGGCCUUGUUCUCUGAGGAUGAUCCGAUGUGUUUGAAGUACAGAUUUGCUUUGAUGUGCGAGGCGUACUGUAGAGGGAAUGCACUUUACUUAAACUCAAUGACAAAACAAGUAAUGAUGGUUAACAAGCUGACAGAACUGAGUACUUUGGUCAAGGCUUUUAGCAAAGAAGUUUCGUCGAAGGUACAGUAAUAUUUGUAAUUCAGAUUUGCCACAUAUACGGAAAUAUUCUGAUAUUUGCUCUAUCUAAUUCUAUUCUAUGUAAUUGCAGAAGUUACAAGCAGAACUGGUGGACUGUGUCAGUGGGAUGCAGAACAUGCAAUCCCCUUUAAAUCCGUGUGAAUGCCUAGGAGAGAUAGAGUAAGUUACAGUAGAACAGCUAUAACAUCUGAUUACAGUAUCAGCGCCUGCAAAGUUCUCGGAAGUGCAAAAAUGCCCUUAAGGUUAAGGUGGAAGAACCCAGAACCCUUUUCUCAGCUGACCAAUCCAGUCCACGAAAUCAUUUUCAAAAACGGAGACGGUAGGUGAUGUUUUACAUCAGAUGUAUUUGGAUGACUUCAGAGUAAUCAAAAUAAUCUUUUAGAUCUGCGACAGGACAUGUUGACAUUGCAAGUGAUGCGAAUUAUGGAUGCAAAAUGGAAGAACUACAAUAUGGAUUACUGUUUAACCGUCUACGAAGUGUUACCCAUGGGAGAGAACGUAAGCUAUUUUUAAUAUAAACGAAACAUUAUUAAUUUUGCAAUAAAAUACAAUUUAUAAUGUUUCAGUAAAGCUUUGUUUACACUAGAAUAAGCUAUAAUAUUAAAACUUAUCCCUCGUUUUUCAGAUUGGUAUGAUUCAUGUUGUGCAGAAUUGUGCCACGAUAUUUCAAAUACAAUGUGCAUCUACACAGCUGGGAUCUACGUUCUCCAUGGAUCAGCAGCUCAUCAACAAGCACAUAUACGACUUGUGCACGCAAGAUAAGGUGCUCAAUUCUAAGAAGUACAUGGAGUGUGUGGACAGGUUCUCCUUCUCAUUGGCUGGCUACUGCGUGGCUACAUAUGUCUUGGGGAUUAGAGAUCGUCAUCAAGACAACUUGAUGUUGGCAAACGACGGAAGAGUAUGUUUGUGAGCAUUUUGCGUCUUUGAAGUCUUUUAUAGCCUUUGCAUUUACAUAUUUGAGAAAUGUAUUAUUAUACAUGUAUAUGUUAAAUUUCAGCUGUUUCAUAUUGAUUUCGGACACAUUUUGGGUCACAACAAGAAGAAGCUGGGUAUCAACAGGGAACGCACCGACUUCAUCCUUACGGACCACUUCUUGUGUGUAGUAUCUCAUGGGAAGGACGACUUUAAAGGAUCGUACAUGUUCAAAACGUAAGUCAUAGUACAAUCUAUUAAAAAUUAAACUACCUAAAAUAUAUUUAUUAUAGUUUUUUAAGUAAUAACUCAUUUUUUUCAGAUUCCGUGAAAGUUGUGCUCAAGGGUACCUAGUUCUACAUUAUCAUAGACGAUUCUUCCUCGCUCUAUUCAAAAUGAUGCGUUGUAUGGGCUUACCAGAGCUACAGCGAGAUGAAGAUAUCGAGUACAUGUACACAUCGCUACAGUACGAAAAGGUGGAACGCCAGAGUAUCUUGAACUCAUUCUUUGAGGUGUUCGAUGGUGUCGUCAAGCACGACUGGUCCACCACUGUCAAUUGGUUUUUCCAUUCAGUGAAACACCACAAAUAA
This is a messenger RNA of Bursaphelenchus okinawaensis, 4518 nucleotides long. Lineage: Eukaryota; Metazoa; Nematoda; Chromadorea; Rhabditida; Aphelenchoididae. The record is from the annotation of a GenBank genome assembly.